This is a messenger RNA of Linum trigynum, 3350 nucleotides long. NCBI's taxonomy places the organism in Eukaryota, Viridiplantae, Streptophyta, Magnoliopsida, Malpighiales, Linaceae. The record is from the annotation of a GenBank genome assembly.
AGGGAAGGAAGAUUGUUACAAACAAGUGGAUCUACAAGAAGAAGGAAGGAAUCACUUCUAAAGAGGGCAUGAAAUUUAAAGCUCGGGUGGUUGCACGAGGCUUCUCGCAGAGGGAAGGAGUUGACUACAAUGAGAUUUUCUCACCAGUGGUCAAACAUACUUCGAUCAGAGUGCUACUAGCAAUAGUGGCACAUUAUGACUUGGAGCUCGAGCAGCUAGACGUGAAGACAGCUUUCCUACAUGGAGAGUUGGAGGAAAAAAUUUACAUGACUCAUCCAGAAGGAUUCGAGGUUCCGGGAAAAGAAGACUAUGUUUGUAAGUUGAAGAAGUCCUUGUAUGGACUUAAGCAAUCUCCGAGGCAGUGGUACAAGAGAUUUGACAGUUACAUGCUUGAGCUGGGCUAUAGCAGAAGUCCAUAUGAUUGUUGCGUGUAUCACAACAAGGUGGAGGAUGGUUCGAUGAUCUAUCUUGUUCUGUAUGUGGAUGAUAUGCUCAUAGCUGCGAGGUCGAAGUCUGAUAUCCAGAAGUUAAAGGGGCUUCUCAGUGCUGAGUUUGAGAUGAAGGAUUUGGGAGCUGCUCAGAAGAUCUUGGGUAUGGAGAUUUACAGGGACAGGUCGAAGAAGAAGCUUUUCUUGUCACAGAAGAGCUACAUCCAGAAGAUACUGUCGAGGUUUGGCAUGUCUUCAGCAAAGCCCUUAAAUACUCCUAGUGCUUCAAAUGUUCAUCUAUCCUCAGCUUAUGCACCGCAGUCAGAGGCUGAGAAGGAAUACAUGUCGAGAGUCCCAUAUGCUAGUGCAGUAGGUAGCUUGAUGUACGCUAUGGUAUGCACUAGACCUGAUCUUGCACAUGCUGUUAGUGUUGUCAGUAGAUUUAUGAUACAACCUGGGAAGGAGCAUUGGCAGGCUGUGAAGAGGAUGUUCCGGUACCUUAAGGGUACACCUGAUGUGGGGAUUAGCUUCGGAAGUGAUACAGAGUGCUUGGUGUCUGGGUAUUCUGACUCGGACUAUGCUGGAGAUGUUGACACGAGGAGAUCGAUGACCGGUUAUGUAUUCACUCUUGGGAGUUCUGUAGUGAGCUGGAAGGCAACUUUGCAGUCGGCGGUGACAUUGUCUACUACUGAGGCAGAGUAUAUGGCGUUGACAGAAGCUGCUAAGGAGGGAAUAUGGUUGAAGGGACUGGUUGGUGAUCUUGGUCUACAUCAUGAUCAGGCACUGGUGUAUUGCGACAGUUUGAGUGCAAUAUGCUUGGCCAAGGAUCAAGUCCACCAUGAGAGGACUAAGCACAUCGACGUGAGGUAUCAUUUCUUGAGGACAGAGAAGAGGAUUAAGGUGAAGAAGGUUGGCACCGCGGAUAAUCCUGCUGAUAUGUUCACGAAGCCGGUUCCACAUGGCAAGUUCCAACACUGCUUGGACUUGCUGAAUGUCUUGAGUGGGUGACUCCGCCCUGCGGGGCAUUGAUGGCGGGAGAGAGAUAGAAGGAGCAGAGUACAUCAGAGAUUUCAGACGAAGAGGAUUCAAGUCAAGGUGGAGAUUUGUUGAUGUGACUUGAAUCGGACUAUCAGCCGCUACGACUGGUAAUCGGGGGUCUCGCUCGCCCGUGGACGUAGCUAACACACAUCGUGUUAGUGAACCACGUAAAUCGUGUGUCGUGUUUUCGAUUCUCGCUUUCGUAUUCUUGCUUUGUCGAUUCCUGCGAUUUCCCGAUCCGUAGCAGCGCGUUUAUAACAAUAACAUUUUCAUUGUUAAGCAACCUCUCCCAUCAUUGCACACAAAUUGGAAGGUCUAGCUGCGAUUGCAAGUAAGUUUAUUAGGGUUAAGCUGAUAAAAGCUUUAAGGCAUAACGAUUCUUAACAAUUGAGAUUUUGUUAACGACAGGUCGCUAAAUAAAUUAAUAUGUCUCGACUUAGCAAGCCAUCCUCAAGUCAAGAAACGACUAGUGCAUCCUUUCCAAGUUCGAUUGACUAUUUUCCUACAUAUGUAUAACAAUUUCCGUCAAACAAGACCCUGUAGUAGUUAUCAGUUAAACCUUAAAUCACCAUAACCUAAUAUUGACAAUUUUCCUACAUGCACCCUUUCCAUCCAAAUUUUAUAACACUUUAAGCAUCGACUCUCUACCUCAUUCUCAUUCCUUAUGUCGAAACCGGGCCGCUCAAUUAGUACGAUAUUGUCCGCUUUGGGCCAAGCCCGCACGGAUUUACCUUUGGGUGUCCUCCCCAAAAGACCUCGUACUAAUUGGGCUAGGUUGACUCUUAUAUACAAGGGUCUCUUCCCUUGUAUUACCGAUGUGGUACUUGGAUUGCCCCAUAACACCUUACAAGUACAAUAUUUGUGAAAGGAUCUUGAAUACACAUCACUUUCAAAAACUACUGAUUCAGGCCUAAUUGUACAUAUUUUACCCCCGUUUUCCUUAGGCGUUUGUGGCAAUUGUGCUCCUAAAAGGGUGAUUUUACGCCAGGUGUCUUGUGUUUUAGAAUGUUUCAUGAUUUAACAGGUGAAACAAGCCCCAGAGUCGGAAGUAGGACGAAAAGGAGCGAAAACCGGGAGAAGAGGUGAAAAACCGGCAGUUCACAGUUUCUCUUGGAAGUUCAUGGUUUGCUAAGACCGUGAAGAGGAGCUAUUGCCUGUGAACAUCUAGGCGUCGAGGGCAAAUUCUAAAGUUACUGAGCUGAGUGAGUUCAUGGUCACUAGGACCGUGAACUGGAGCUGUUGCCCGUGAACCUGUGCAAGCGAAGCGGUGCGUUUCGACGCCAACCUUGAGUUCACGAACGCGUUCAAGAGUUCACGGCCGUGAACUGAGGCCAUGAACUGAGCCCGAUCCUUGUUUAAAAGGAGAACUGAAAGGAAGAGAGAGCCCAAGAGUGAGAAAGUGUCUUCUUCUUCAGAUUUUAGAGAGAGAAAGAACGAACCAAAGAAAAAAGAAGGCUAGGGUUUGCUCCAAGUGGUGAAUUGGGAAGAUUCUCCCCAAGAGAAGAUCAACACAAGCUCAAAGGAGAGUGGAGGCAUCACCAUGAUGGUUUCUACCUCUUCCUCUUGUGUUCUUCCCCUUUCUAGCAUGGAGUAGUUUCAUUUUUCACUUGGGUGUUGUGAAACCCUAACUAUUUGACAUGUAGUUGUUAUGUGAAUUGAAUGAUUGUUUAUGGGUGUUGUUUGAUUCAAGGAUUGAGGUAUUUUUCAUGUUGAUUGUGCAUGUCCGUGCUUAGCAAUCUAAUUGGCCAUUCUAACCUAGAUUAGAGGGGAAACCCCCCUUUAAAGGGAGGCUCAAUUGAGUUGGGAUUCCUAGGACUUCUUAAGCCACCUAUCUAGGUUAGUGUAGGGUAAACCUCUAUGUUGAAUUAAAAAAUUUGGUUAAGC